Messenger RNA from Drosophila busckii, 1927 nucleotides. RefSeq lists its product as uncharacterized. The record is from RefSeq and is a predicted model, not a curated record. Bases 651 to 1454 code for a protein of 267 amino acids. NCBI's taxonomy places the organism in Eukaryota, Metazoa, Arthropoda, Insecta, Diptera, Drosophilidae. The transcript is spliced from 4 exons.
UCAAGUUUCUCUUACUCAACACCGUUCUUAACGAAGCCACACAACUCUGUAAAAUUUGUUUAUAUUAAUUUGGAUCUCAACAAAAGCAAGUAGAAUUUGGUGUUGCCAAAUGCGAAUGAAGUGGGAACAAAGGCACUAGCUUUUGUGACGCAAAAGCAAAGAAGCGUUUAAACUGUAAUCAAAAAACGGGGACGAAGCAGACGAGACUGCAAUUCAAUGUUGUGCUUAUGAGCGUUUAAAACGGCAGCCAAGCAGAUAAGCCAAUGUCUGGGAGUCAACAACAACAACAGCAACGACGACGACAAAGGUGCAACAGAAAAAGAACUGUGCACGCGUUAGCGAACUGUUUACAUCACGGCGAGAGCACGGAUUAAAAAUAUUAGGAGGUUGAUGCGUUGGUCAAGCACUAGAGUGAAAGAAAAAGAAUCUGUAAAAACGUUGGACGAGACACGCUUGGCUGGCGUUAACUUAAAUGCACAGAGAAGUGAACGUUAGAUUGUUUUUGUUACUUCCUUAUGUUAAUUGAACCUAGAUCAUCAAAGUGCACUGCCAUUAACUAUAAAAAUAUAUAGGAUAAAUAAUUAUUAAAAUUCGUAGGCUUAAACUGAAACUAACAAGCGCAGCUCCAACAGCAACAUCCUCAAACCAAGAUGUCCAACUCCAACUAUAACAACCAUCAGCAGCCGCACCAUAACCAUAAUAACUACCAGCAGCAGCAGCAACAACCGCAUCACUCCAAUAGCAACGGAGAUGAUCGUCAUGGAGAAUACCAUCAGCAGCAGCAGUCAGUGCACUAUGCUCAGCCUUAUAUGAACGGCCAUGUCAUUAAAAUUAAACCUUUGGAUAACGUGGCCGUACCAGACAUGUGCCUGUUCUGCUUUGAAGUGCUAGAUUGUGAGCUGAACAACAUUGAUGGGCCGACCACUCCGAUGUUUAGCAACGAUGCAUAUCCAUUGUUUGUGACCUGGAAGAUUGGACGGGACAAGCGUCUGCGUGGUUGCAUUGGCACUUUUAGCGCCAUGGAGCUGCACAAUGGAUUACGCGAGUAUGCUUUGACUAGCGCCUUCAAAGAUUCGCGUUUCGCACCCAUUUCGCGCGACGAGCUGCCCAAGCUUACGGUCUCCGUAUCCAUAUUGCAGAACUUUGAGGAGGCACAAGGCCAUUUGGAUUGGCAGCUCGGCGUUCAUGGUAUACGCAUUGAAUUCUUGACUGAACGCGGGUUGAAACGCACUGCAACUUAUUUACCACAAGUGGCCACUGAACAGGGCUGGGAUCAGUUGCAGACCAUAGAUUCUUUGCUCCGUAAGGGUGGCUAUCGUGCCACCAUUACCCAGGAGCUGCGUAAGUCCAUAAAGCUAACACGCUAUCGUUCCCAGGAGAUACAGAUGCACUACAAGGAGUAUCGCGAACAUUGUGAGCGCCGCGGUGUCCCAUACGGGAAGGUGCAGUGCUAACAAUUAGAAAACCAAACGUUGGGGCAACGAUCCUGGCUAGGGGCAGGCGUUGUUGGCGUGCUGCUGCUGCUACUGCUGGCAAUUGAGCUGACUCAGGGCAUAGGAUUUCUUAUAUUUUAUCUACUCCUGAGCUGAGCACGCCUUAGCAUCCGCCAACAAGCGCCAGUUGCCGUUGAUGUAUUCAUUGUAUCAUUUGCGAUACACACAGAGAGAGAGAGAGAGAGAGAGAGAAAGUUUUAACGUACUUUUUAUUAUACAACAAAUGCUAAGUAUACUUAACCUGUCUUUGAGCUGCAAAUUGAUGAGCAAUUUCGUAAAGUUAAUAAACAUAACUCGGAGGAGAGCCAAUUCAUAAAUUUAAUUAUACAUCUAUCCUAAUUUACGUUCGUCAUUGCUGGUUUGUACUAACGCAUAAAAAAUUUAUAUGAAUGACAAAUAUAUACCAUAAAAACAUUAAUAACAAUACAGCUAAA